AUGACUGCUCAUCUCCAAGCUCCAAGCUCUCUCCGACUUCAUUCAGGUGAAUCACAACAUAUACAGAUGUCAAGGAGGCCAGCUAGUUUAUCAAGGCGUUUGGGUGAUGGAACUGGCAUUCCCUUUAUGGGAUCCUUGAAUCCAAAAUCACGCCCUUCCCCUUUCUUAUCCAUUGGCCUUGUUCUAGUGGGAGCUUUUCUCAUAAUUGGCUAUGUUUAUAGUGGUUCAGGUGGAAGCAAUAUUGAUAAAGUGGCUCUAAGUAGGCUUGAAGGUGGUGUUUCAUGUUCAGCAGAGAUUAAUCAAGCAUUACCAUAUCUAAAAAAAGCAUAUGGUGACAGCAUGCAUAAAGUUCUACACGUGGGUCCCGAUUCAUGUUCAGUGGUGUCCAAAUUAUUGAAAGAAGAAGAUACAGAAGCAUGGGGUCUUGAACCUUAUGAUUUAGAUGAAAGUGAUGCAAACUGCAAGAGCCUUAUAAGAAAAGGAAUUGUUCGUGUUGCUGAUAUUAAGUUUCCUCUUCCUUAUAAAUCAAAAUCAUUUUCUCUUGUUAUUGUUUCGGAUGCUCUUGACUAUUUGUCACCAAGGUACCUCAACAAAACUCUUCCAGAAUUAUCAAGAGUAUCUUCAGAUGGAUUUGUUAUUCUCUCUGGUUAUCCUGGUCAACGUAGAGUCAAAGUGGCUGAAAUGUCCAAAUUUGGUCGCCCUGCGAAAUUGCGAAGCUCUUCGUGGUGGAUUCGGUUUUUUGUUCAGACAAAAUUAGAAGAAAAUGAAGUUGCUACUAAAAAAUUCGAAUUGGCUGCAGCCAAGAAGGCAUACCAGUCAACGUGUCAAAUUUUCCAUCUCAAAUCACUCCAUUGAAUUCAAUAUUUUGAUGAAAUAUGAAAUAUGGAAAAGGUAAAAAUGGUAAACUAUAUACCUCAAAUACCAUGCAUACACAACAACUUGGAUUUUUUUUUUUAUGAAGAAGAU
Lactuca virosa is the source of this 966-nucleotide messenger RNA. Lineage: Eukaryota; Viridiplantae; Streptophyta; Magnoliopsida; Asterales; Asteraceae. The record is from the annotation of a GenBank genome assembly.